Messenger RNA from Seriola aureovittata, 2725 nucleotides. RefSeq names its product hydroperoxide isomerase ALOXE3-like. Gene Ontology annotation, biological process: linoleic acid metabolic process; lipid oxidation. The coding region runs from base 66 to 2075 and encodes 669 amino acids. Lineage: Eukaryota; Metazoa; Chordata; Actinopteri; Carangiformes; Carangidae. The record is from RefSeq and is a predicted model, not a curated record. Gene Ontology annotation, molecular function: iron ion binding; oxidoreductase activity, acting on single donors with incorporation of molecular oxygen, incorporation of two atoms of oxygen; protein binding. The transcript is spliced from 14 exons.
UUUUUAAAUUAAUAAUUUUUUUUUUUUUUUAAUUCCAUUCAAUACAGAAUUGCUGCAGAGUGACCAUGGCUGGGUACAAGCUCGAAGUGACAACAGGUGACAUGACAAAUGCAGGAACAUUUGACCACAUAUAUGUCACCCUAAUUGGAACCGGAGGGAGGAGUGAGCGAACUGAGUUGGACAACUUUGGUGUAGAUUUUAACACUGGGAUGACAUCAAUCUACACUGUGAAAACCUGUUCGUCCCUGGGGAAACUUCUGCUGGUCAACGUGGAGAAAGAUCCCUAUUUCUGUCUCCCAGAGAAUCAGUGGUACUGCUCUAAAAUAGUGGUGACAACUCCAGAGGGAGAUGUCAUUCUCUUCCCCUGUUACAGAUGGAUCUCCAGGGGAGAACUGGUGGAGCUGAGAGGAGGGAGAGCCAUGAAGGUUUUUGAGGAUGACCACCCCCUGUUGAUUGACCACCGGAAAAAAGAGUUAACAAUUAAAAAGACCUUGUACCAAUGGGAGAUUACUGAUGAAAGGCUACUACACAACAGUAAUUUCAAAAAUAUAUCUGAGCUCCCAGCUGAAGACUGCUUCUCUCUGUCCAAAACAAUUGAACUAGGUUACCAAAAACAAAUAACUGAUGCUGAACUCAUGUUUAAAGGUUUAACUGGAUCUACUGAACAAUGGGAAAGCAUUGAAGACAUCAAAAAAAUCUUCUGGUUCAAAACGACAAAGAUGUCUGAGUAUGUUACAGAGCACUGGAAGGAAGACGACUUUUAUGGAUACCAGUUUCUGAACGGAAUCAACCCCAAUGUGAUCAAGAAAUGCUCAGAGCUUCCCCCAAACUUUCCAGUCACAGAAGAGAUGGUGAAGCCGUUUCUGGACAAGGGUAGCUCUCUGCAGAAGGAAAUGGAAAACGGCAAUAUAUUCCUCUGUGACCUCAAGAGGAUGGACGGAUUACCCACAAGGGUGUGUGAUGGUGAACCUCUGCAUAUAACCGCCGGUCUCUGUUUGUUCUACAUGAACCCAGAGAACAAACUGAUGCCAAUUGCAAUACAGCUGAAUCAACAACCCUCUGAGCAGAAUCCCAUCUUUCUACCCAGUGACACAGAGACAGACUGGCUGCUAGCCAAGAUGUUUAUCAAAAAUGCAGAUUCCAUGCUACAUCAGUCAGUCUAUCACCUCAUGAACACUCACUAUCUGGCAGAGGUCUUUACUGUUGCCACUCUCCGAAGCUUCCCUGUGGUUCAUCCCCUCUACAAGCUGCUUAUCCCUCACUUCCGUUACACUCUCCAAAUAAAUAUCAUGGCCCGCGACAGUAUUUUUGGGCCUGAUGGGAUUUUAAGUACAAGUUCACUUGGAUAUGAGGGGCUGACAGAGCUCAUGAGAAGGGCUCUCUCUGAAACCACCUACAGCUCCCUCUGUCUGCCAGAGAACAUCACUGCACGAGGACUGAUGUCAAUCCCCAACUUCUACUACAGAGAUGAUGGACUGAAGCUGUGGAACAUCAUCAACAGGUUUGUGAAGGCAACAGUGGGGUACUAUUAUCCCUCAGACAAAGAGGUCCGUAAAGACACUGAGCUGCAGGAAUGGAUCAGUGAGAUAUUCACCCAUGGCUUCUUAGGAAACAAAGCUUCAGGUUGUCCUGCAGGCUUUUAUACUGUCGAGGAAGUGAUCAAGUUCAUCACCAUGGUGAUCUUCACUGUAUCAGCACAGCAUGCUGCAGUAAACAGUGGACAGUUUGACUACCAGUCGUGGGUGCCCAAUGGCUCACUCCUGCUGUGCAAACCUCCUCCAAACACUAAGGGGCAGUCAAGCAUGAAGACAAUUUUGGAGACCCUCCCAAAUGUUGGACACACGGUCAACAUUGCAGCAAUGUUGUGGGUGCUUUCAGAAAUGUACACUGACGUGGUUCCCUUGGGUACAUACCCUGAAGAACAGUUCAAUGAGCCUGUGCCAAAGCAGAUGAUUAACAGAUUUCAAGCAGAGUUGUCCCACCUCAAAGGAGUAAUCAUAACAAGGAACUCACAGCUUGAAGUACCCUACAAAUAUCUGAACCCUACUCAGAUAGAGAACAGUAUAACUAUAUAACUAACCCUGAAGAAGCCAACAAUAUCCAUCCCUUUCUAAUUGCAUGCUGUGGUGUGUGUUAAACUUUGAAUUUGGUGCAUACAAUAUAAUACAAUAAGUGAGGGGGUAGAGACAGUUAGUGGGUUGUUUUAUGUUGGUUGAGGAAGAAUAUAUUUUGGUUCCUGUAAUGUGGGCCAAUGGAUAAGUACCUGUAUCUUUGUUUGAAUUAUGUAUUACAUAGACCUAUGUUGAGAAACACAUUAACUUAAAUGAGCAGUUUGGGUAACAAAUACUUAAGCUUGGACACAUGAUCUUUAUCAAUUGGACCAUAGUCCAAAACAGCAAACAUCUGCUGAUAAGUGGUGAUAUAAUGCGCUGAAAUGUAACUGCUUGCUACUCUUUAUGAUAAAAACACAUCUUACAUUAAACUAGGUCCCACUUCCCAGGGUUGCUAGAAGCUGUGACAUUAACUGAUAUUUUAAAAAUGUAUGCCUUACAUGUAAUCAAUGUCUUUAACCUUUUAAUGAAUUAAUGCAUACAGAAAAUAGAGUGUGCAUUAUGAUGUAUGAUUUUUUAUGUGCUUGUGCAAGGGUAAGCUUCACCAGUAUGAACUUGUAUGGAGUACUAUUCAUUUGCUUUGUUUGCAGUUCAAAUUAAAAUGGCAUGUGAAU